CGGAAUUCGUACGUGUCAGUCGAAGACAGUCGCCGAGUGAAUCAGUUACCCGAAAUAAGUGCUUUUAUUUAUUUUUUAAGGCAGAAAACAAAAGGAAAAACGAAAAUCUAUUAGUGAGAAAAAAUAAAUUUAUUAUUAUUUCGUGAUUUAAGUAAAUAGAAAACUCCCGAAACCAUGCGUUUCAAGUUCGGACACACAUUUUUCGUGUGUGCCGUGUUGUUGUUGUGCGUGCUGCAGUGCGAAUUCGCAGCCAGCUACAAGACCGAAAUCGAGAUAACACCAGCGCCACCGGAGGAACAAACAACAAAGAAAUCCGGCUGGUUCAGUCGUCUCUUUGGUAGCGGCGGCGGCAGUGACAAGACAACGACAACCACAACACCAUCACCACCACCACGCCAAGUGCCAACACCGACACAAACAGUGCAGGCUCAGCCACAACCUCAGCCUAAUGCGCCACGUAUACAACCAAAUGCGGCCGGUGCACAGAAGCCGCCACCACUUGCUAUCAAUCCACAUGCGCCGCUAAUGCCACUCGGUCCACGUCCCGACACACCUGAAUCCUCACCGUAUGGUGGUAAUGGCCGCGAUCCACCACAGUGGCCAACUCCUACAUCGCAGGCAGCAGCACAUACGCCUACGACGCCUGGAGGUGUACGACCGCCCGUGGGUAGUCCACAACUGCAGCCGGCCAGCACACGCCCACAGAAUGUGCCGGCAAGUGCAAACUAUGGUGGCAGCGGUACAUUUGGCACUGCUGGUAAUGUGAAUACAUUUGGGCGUCCAGGUACAGCACAACCAAAUUUACCGCCUGGUUUUGCACCGUAUCAGCCACUCAAGUCACAACCUUCCGGGUUGGAUUUGAGUUAUGGCGGUGGCGCACGGCCACAAGCUGGUGGUAGCGUUGCACGACCUGGUUUUGGUUUGGCGCCUUUGACUAGCACCACAACAACUACAACAACCACCACGACGACAACAACUACUACACCAAAACCUGGUGCGCCUGGUAGUGCUUUGGGCUUGGAUAUGCGUAAUGGGUUUGGUGUACCUACAGCAACAUCGACAACACAUCGACCAUCCACAGCGAAAGAUGAAUAUCCACCACUACCACCACCACGUCGUCCUUCGGUUAGCGUUAAAGAAGAUUUUCCACCGCUGCCAACACCUCGUUCACCAGGUAGCCCAACACCAGCAUCACCUUUGCGCCCAUCUACACCCGGCGGCGCACAACCUACACCUACCUUUGCGUGGGGUUCUCCAACACCAUCGGCGCCAGCGCGACCUGGCAGUGGCAGCAUAACACCACAAUCACCCACACCUUCCACACCCACACGACCUGGUUCUCCCGCGUCUGGAGGUACUGGUGUCUCAUUUGUUCCCCAUGUACCGGGACCAUCGACUACAGCAAGACCUGGCGCCGCUAGUGGUUCCACUGGUAGCUCAGUUGCUAGUGAUGAUGAAAUACGCGCACUCACGGAGCAGCUGUAUACCAAAGAGCAGAGCUUGUUAAAUUUCGUACAUGUCGAUCCACAAGGCAAGACGAGAUCAAUUGACAGCACAGACGAAGCCCCCAAACCACUAUUUGAAGUCGAACCCCGUGCCUUUGAAAAUCCCACAGUCGCCAAAAUGCGUGCACUUUUCGAUAACUAUGAAGAAGAUACCUUAACCAAUGAACAUGUCACCGUCAACGAACGUCGUGAAGAGAAUGAAUUUGUAGAUGCUGUCAUGAGCACACCAGUAAUGCGACAAGCUAUGCUUUUCCUGCAGAAUAAAGGUAUUGUUUCGCCUGAUCCCAAAACUCAUCGUGACCUUGUGAAAGAACUCUGGUUCACACAAUAUUCACGCGGUCAAGGACGCAUCGGCAGCUCGGGCUUUGAACACGUCUUCGUGCAUGAGGUGAAGAAUGGCACACUGAUUGGUCUACACAAUUGGGUAUACUUUGCUGAUGAGGAGAAGGCAGGCCGCCUGGACUACAAAGGUUAUCUCCAUCAAAUCGACUUGGGAAAUAAAGCCAAAGUCCUCAAAGUACGCUUCACUCACAAGGGCGUGAAUAAACCAGUUAAUGGCGUCUUCGCUGGCACCUCACCCGAACUGGAGUUGGCUUUGUACACCGUCUGCUUCCAGCUGCGUCCAGAUCGCUCUUGUCCUGUCUCGCUAGGGAAUCAGCGGUUCGGCAUUGUCACCUAUACUUGGCGUUAUCGUGGUAAACAUUUGAUUGGCAGCGCCUUCCCUGAAAUAUAAUCAACGCAUUAAAUUAAGAUUUCUUUACUAAUAUUUUAUCCAUGUUUUUCAUGAAAUGACCAAGAGAUUGUAGUUUAAUAAGACGCGAAGUGAAUAAACCAGGAACAUUUAUUUUCUAAAGAA
Ceratitis capitata (Mediterranean fruit fly) is the source of this 2361-nucleotide messenger RNA. Its product is annotated as poly(U)-specific endoribonuclease homolog. The record is from RefSeq and is a predicted model, not a curated record. Bases 175 to 2238 code for a protein of 687 amino acids. Gene Ontology annotation, molecular function: RNA endonuclease activity. NCBI's taxonomy places the organism in Eukaryota, Metazoa, Arthropoda, Insecta, Diptera, Tephritidae. The transcript is spliced from 5 exons.